UUGAAAGAGCGCUUUUCCUUUUCGAGUUUCAAACUCUUCUUUUCUUUCACUUUCUCUCCUUCUCCCAGCACCGUUUGUUUGUUUCCCGAGAAAAUUUUUGAAAGAGAAGAACGAGUGAGAAGAGAUAAUAAGCGUUCAGCUCUGUUUAGAUUCUUCAGUUUCUGACUCCAUUUCGUCUCGUGCGUGUGCAUACUCGUGUUGGAACCAAAAAUCCAUUGCGAAUUUCGAAGUGGAUGAGUGUGAUUGGAAAAUCGAUGCCGCGAUCAAAUUCGGCCGUGCACCACCACCGUCAGAGCUCCGAUAACUUCAUCCUCGACUCAACCUCUCACGGAAGAUGGUUUCAUUCCUCUGCUUUCGCACAUGAGUUUGGAACUCGAUCUUCGAGCUUGAGGAGAAACGACGACGAUCGUGUGUUGAGCAGUGGCUUGCUUGACUUGCAUUCCUUCGAUACCGAGCUUUUACCCGAGAUGUAUGAUGUUCAAAAUGAAUAUUUAUCGAGUCGAGGACAAAGUUUUGAUGAGUCUGACUCGAUUCUCACCGGCAACAAAUUCGCACAAAGGUCUCGGGGCUUGCCUGAGAGUCAUCUUCUUAGAAGUGUCACAACUGAUAAAGAGAGAGCAAACAAUGUUGCCAAGAUCAAAGUCGUGGUUCGGAAGAGACCACUAAAUAAGAAGGAAAUAGCAAAGAAAGAGGAAGACAUUAUUACCAUAGAUUCAAAUUAUCUUACAGCGCACGAAAGAAAACUCAAGGUUGAUUUAACAGAAUAUGUUGAGAAACAUGAGUUUGUUUUUGAUGCUGUACUGAAUGAAGACGUUUCAAAUGAUGAAGUGUAUGCUGAGACUGUGGAGCCAAUUGUUCCACUGAUUUUCCAACGAACAAAAGCAACUUGCUUUGCAUAUGGUCAAACUGGGAGUGGGAAAACAUAUACUAUGCAACCAUUGCCUCUCAAAGCAUCCCACGAUAUCUUACGAUUAAUGCAGCACACAUACAGAAAUCAAGGUUUCCAAUUAUUUGUUAGUUUCUUUGAAAUAUACGGGGGGAAACUUUUUGAUCUCCUCAAUGAUCGAAAAAAACUUUGCAUGAGGGAGGAUGGGAAACAGCAGGUUUGCAUUGUUGGCUUGCAAGAAUAUAGAGUGUCUAAAGUUGAGACAAUCAAGGAUUUUAUUGAGAAAGGAAAUAGCACAAGAAGUACUGGGACAACUGGUGCAAAUGAGGAAUCCUCUCGAUCACAUGCUAUACUUCAGCUCUGUAUCAAAAGAUCAGCUGAUGGGACUGAAUCAAAGCCUGCUCGAAUAGUGGGCAAACUCUCUUUUAUAGAUCUUGCUGGAAGUGAACGUGGUGCAGAUACUACUGAUAAUGAUAAGCAGACUAGGAUUGAGGGAGCUGAAAUUAAUAAAAGCUUACUUGCUCUGAAAGAAUGCAUUAGAGCUCUAGACAAUGACCAAGGGCAUAUCCCUUUCAGAGGAAGUAAAUUGACUGAAGUUCUGCGAGACUCUUUUGUUGGUGAUUCACGCACUGUAAUGGUAUCAUGUAUUUCACCAAGCUCAGGUUCUUGUGAGCACACACUUAACACAUUAAGAUAUGCCGACAGAGUAAAGAGCCUGUCAAAAGGGAACAGCUCCAGAAGGGAUCCCCUUUCUUCUUCAAACCUUAGAGACUCAACUGUAUUGCCUGGAUCUUCAGUUUUAUCUCAUGAUGAUGCCUUUGAAGAUGAAAUAGCAUUUGUUUCCAGCGAGAGAAAUCGAUUUGGUUGGCCCAAACAGCUUGAAAGAGAGCCCUCCCCUCCAAAUAAUGUGGAUAGGGUUCCAAGUGGUAGGAUGGGGGGAAAUGUGGCACCAUCUGCGUAUUCUAAUCCUCCAAAGGUUCAAAGAGGUAGUCAAAAUGACAGAGCUGCAAAUGAAUUUGAUUAUCUAGGACCAACAUAUGAACAGCACAGAACAAGAAAAAUAAGUAAGAGAGUGGAUAACAACCAAUUAUAUGCCUUGGAGGACGAGAGGAAGGUAGAACCUCAUGUUAAACAUGUGGAUGUAUCGCUUUUUGAGGCUAAUCAUUCUGACCCUGAUGAUGAUUUAAAUGCCCUCUUGAAGGAAGAGGAAGAUCUUGUAACUGCUCACCGGAGACAAGUUGAGGAAACAAUAGAUAUUGUUAGGGAGGAGAUGAAUUUACUUGUUGAAGCUGACCAACCAGGAAAUCAGUUAGAUGAUUAUAUUGCCAAAUUGAAUACCAUUUUAUCACAAAAGGCUGCAGGGAUCUUUCAAUUGCAGACGCAGUUGGCUCAAUUUCAAAAACGUUUAAAUGAGUAUAAUGUCUUUGUAUCUUCUGGUAAUUGAAAGUGCUAAUGCGAAAAUGAAAUGAUUGCUGUGUUGUGAGUGAGGCAAUGUUCGUGCUCUACAGAUAUUGCUUCUAAGAAAGAUUUCAUUGCCGUGGAUUGUUUCUCAGUUGUAAAGAAUGUUGACAAGAUUAUGGUGGUUGUUGGAGUGCAGACAUAUUCAAACGAGUUACUAUUGUGACUUGAUAUACAGAUGUAUGUCACAUGUUUAUUUGGCAUACUGUGAGUUGCCUGUGUUGAGUACAAUAGUCAAAUUACCCUGUUGGGGGUUGCUUGUAUUUUGCAACCGGAAAUCUUUAUCUGUAAUUUUUCAUUUGUUGUACCGCAUCCUUUGAUUAUGGCAUGGUUGUCGUGUCCUAUUGUCUUGUAUCAUUGAUUAAGAGUGUUCCCAUUUCUUUUCCUCCCGUUUAUGAGAAGUAGUUGCGGGUGAUGAGAAGGAUUAAUCGCUGGAUAUGAAGAAUGGUCACUGGAAUCCCAUCAAAAUGCCCUAAUCAUUGUCUAUGUGCUUCAGUAGAUGUUCAGAAGUGCAUGAUAGAAAUCCCCUAUAGUCACAAUCUGCGAGUUGUACCUUUCUUGGUGGCUUCAAAAAUAUUUCCUGGCACAUGCAGAUAACAUCAACUGGUUGGGCCCCCCUGUAAUACUGAUAAUUUCCUACGUACCUUGCAAAAUUCCAAUUGAAUUCCUUAUUGUCGUUCUAUACACUUGUCCUCUGCUUCAUCACCAUUUUCUUGCCUGUGCCUUUCAAAUCACGACAUAAACACAGGUCGUUUGACGUUGUCAAUGUGUCAAUAAUUAUAACACAUUUUAUCAUGAUAGCUGCACAGGUCCAAUGGGGGGUGCUCGCUGUCCAACAUGUUUUCGUCUGUUGUACCUAAAGCUUGGUGAUGUGUGUGAUGUGUCAUUCUUUUGGUACUAUUCUCAUACCUAAAUAUAAAGCGGCACCCGAAAUUCUGGUCGAGCUUUGAUCAUGAGAGUCUUGAGCCACGUGUUGUAUGCAAGGGACACGCUGAUCCAAAGUUUUUAUUUCCUGCCCAAUGAAAUUUAUUUUUAUGCUCAAAGUUAGCAACAUGCUAAUAUACUCUAUCUUGUAUUUUUUACAAGGCACAGUUUGUAAGAAUUGGAUGAUUUUUAUGAUAAGGUAUUUUAUGACUUUUAC
Messenger RNA from Abrus precatorius (Indian licorice), 3485 nucleotides. Its product is annotated as kinesin-like protein KIN-13B. The transcript is spliced from 12 exons. Bases 234 to 2330 code for a protein of 698 amino acids. NCBI's taxonomy places the organism in Eukaryota, Viridiplantae, Streptophyta, Magnoliopsida, Fabales, Fabaceae. Gene Ontology annotation, biological process: microtubule-based movement. Gene Ontology annotation, molecular function: microtubule binding; microtubule motor activity; ATP binding. The record is from RefSeq and is a predicted model, not a curated record.